Molecule: messenger RNA, 2478 nt
Organism: Coffea eugenioides
Lineage: Eukaryota; Viridiplantae; Streptophyta; Magnoliopsida; Gentianales; Rubiaceae
Exons: 11
Coding region: 25-2193 (722 amino acids)
Biological process (GO): tRNA processing
Molecular function (GO): ATP binding; ligase activity, forming carbon-nitrogen bonds
Source: RefSeq, a predicted model, not a curated record
AGCUCUGGUAGAAGAAUCGUAUCUAUGGCAGGAGGCCUCAUAGCCUCUCCACACACCAAAACCACGUCCCACUUGAUUUUAACCUCAAUUUGCAGAACUGGGCUGCUGUCAGAAUACCCUAUACACCCCAUUCGUCUCCGUUUUUACCCUCUGCUUCGUUUACAGUUCACCUUCCGUCCUUCCAGUCGCUAUCUCUACAGUUGCACAAAAGAUCAGCAGCAUGGUCCCAUCGACUUAUCAAAGUAUAGAGAAACCUUUUCAAAAAGAAUGGCAUUGGCCGGCCUUAAACCCCAUCACCGUCUUGCUCUCGGUGUUUCUGGUGGUCCUGAUAGCAUGGCCCUUUGUGUAUUAGCUGCUAUGUGGAAAAGGGAGGGCCAAUGUGGCAUUGAAGUCAUUGGCAGCAGUGGAUUCAUUGAUGGUCUGAUGGCAAUUGUAGUUGAUCAUGGUCUGCGUCGUGAGAGUAAAGAAGAGGCUAACCUUGUCUGCAGUCGAGUUACGAAAAUGGGAAUAAGAUGUGAGAUCGCUCUUUGUGAAUGGUCCGAGGGUAGGCCUAAGCAGGGUCACUUGCAAGAAGCUGCUCGUGAGAAGAGGUAUCAAAUUCUGCAAGAAGUUUGCAUUCGGCACCAGAUUGGUGUGUUAAUGAUUGCACAUCAUGCAGAUGAUCAGGCAGAAUUAUUCAUUCUCAGAUUAUCACGUGGCAGCGGAGUGCUGGGACUUUCUGGCAUGGCAUCCGUGUCACAGCUAUUCCCAAAGUUCCCAGACUAUUCUAGAGAAGCUUUAAAUUGGCAUGGACUUUUAUUGGUGCGACCACUACUAGAGUUCUCAAAAGAAGAUAUGUUCCAGAUAUGUAAAGGUGGUAAUCAAGAAUGGGUGGAAGAUCCCACAAAUCAAAGUCCCGUAUUUGCUCGUAAUAGGAUUCGGAUGUCUCUGAAUAACUUAUCGUCCUCUAUCUUCAAGGCUGAGUUACAAGCAAUUAUUUCUGCCUGUCGAGAAAUGCGGCUACAUGUUGACAAAAUUUGUUCCAAUUUGAUAAAUCAGGCUGUGACUAUCAUGCCUGAAGGUUAUGCAGUAAUCAAUCUGAAAAUUCUAAAUGCUUCCAGUAUCAAAGACAUAUACCUGUCAAAGUUUCUUGCCUUGGUUUUGCAGUUUAUCUCACAAAGACAUCGGCCAGUCCGUGGUAGUGCAUCAAAGUUGCUAUUGGACUAUAUUCGUACUUUCCCAAGCAGGACCUGUCUUACUGCAGCUGGUUGCUAUCUUUCUCCAGUUCCUGGCUCUAAAGGCUCCAAAGUCUUGAUUUGCUGCUCUCUUAAUUCUAAUGUCCCUGUGAAGUUGGAAAUUAUACAAGCACAUGCUAAUGGAAAACAGAACUCCAUUUCAAGUGAAGUAGAGCAAAUUGUCAGGAAUGCUAAGGCUUGCUUGGACAAAUUUAUAUGUGGUGUUUCAGAUGUUAGAUUGUUUAGCUUAACAUCACCCCAUAUUGUCGAUCUAAAAUCUUCUGAAUCUGUUUUGAUUGAAGCCAAAAGGCUGGGCAUUCUUAGCAACUCUACCUAUGAUACAAUUUUUUCUCUGCAAAACCACGAAAAGCAGCACUUUAUGUCUAAAACUGAAGUCAUGUCUGAUCGUGACUUGACAAAUGGACGAAAACCAGUAGACACGAUUGCAAGCAGAAGAAUUUAUCCUGGGCAAAUUGGGUACUUCAUGAGCAGAUUUCUGAUAAAAUGGAAUCCUUGCAGGGAAAUGCCAUACAAGUUAUUUUCCUCGAGUGAGACUCACUAUGAUAAAGUGUUGGAAUUGGAAAGACAGCAGAGUUGCAGUUCUUGUCUUGUCCAUCAUGAGCAUGUCGCCGAGAUACGUUGUAUGGUUGAUUCUGAUUGGCUUUACCUUGCAAAUUUGUCAAAGAGUCAAAAUAUGGGAAAUUCUCUGGAGCAAGUACUCUCUGCUGCAGCAAUAAAGCAAGAGGCAGGCAAAAUAAAGUCAUGGUCAGACUUUGUUAAAUUAUCAGCACAGAGAGCUCUUAUGUCUUUGAAGUCUAUUCCAGUUAAUGCAAGACGAAGCCUUCCUGUUCUGGUGGAUUCGCAAGGACUAUUACUGUGCAUUCCAAAUGUUGGCUUUCGGCACUGCCCCUGCUUGGAUGUAUGUGCUAUAUUCAAGCCUAGAGGACCGGUUGGUGGAGGCCACACUUCAUUUCUCUAGUCUUUUUUCCCCCCCAAGCUUAACUGCUUUUGUUCUGUGAUAUCUAAAAAGUUCUUAUUUUAUGUGAAUAACUUCUGAUGUCAUAGAGUAGGAUGCCUACAGGAAACCCCUUUUUUCCCUCCAAACGAGUGGGCAAAAGAGGAAAAAGCCCCUAACACAAACAUAUGAACGAGAGAGAGAGGGAGAGAUGCUUAGUCUUGAACUGAGAUCUUGUACCUUACAAAUGUAUUACUAAAAGAUGCUAUUCCUCUUUGAUAGUUUAAAUUUCAACAAUUGCGGGUUUCA